AUGGCACCGCCGCUCGAAGACGUACGCCCGAGUUUUGAACUCCGAGGUCGUAACUAUGUCAUUACAGGAGGUGCCCAGGGUAUCGGCUUCGCUGCUGCACGAGCCAUUUGCGAGAUGGGCGGCAAUGUAGCGAUAUUGGACGUACAGAACAAGCCCGUGGACGAGUUUGAGACUCUAUCGAAGAAAUUUGGAGCAAAGACCUAUUACAUCCAGACUGAUGUAACCGAUCAAAAGAGUUUGAACGCUGCUUUUGCGACAGCCAUCGAGAGGUUGGGAAGCAUAGACGGCUUGGUGCCAGCGGCAGGAAUUGCUAUUGACAAACCCUUUGUCGAUCAGACGUGGGAGGAGUUUACCCGCAUUCAAGAAAUCAACUGCCGGGGUCUAUUCUUCAGCUGCCAACUUGCAGCAAAGCAAAUGAUCAAGCAAGGCACCGGCGGUAGCAUGGUCCUUCUGGCUUCGCAAACAGCACACAUUGCCAUCCCGGGACAUCGCAUGGCGGCGUACAACAUGUCGAAAGGCGGUGUUUUCAUGCUCUCGAAAGCUCUCGGUGUCGAGUUGGCACCGCAUAAGAUCCGCGUCAACACUAUAUCUCCUGGCUUUGUCGACUCAGAAAUGCUGCAAAGAGUGAAGGCGUCAAAGGGCCCGCAGGAAGCAGAGCAAAUGGAGAUUUCGCCACCGCUGAAACGAUUGAGCAACCAGAACGAUUUGACUGGGGCCAUCAUUUAUCUUCUGAGUGACGCGUCUAGGUUCACGACCUCUGUGGACAUUCCCAUCACAGGAGGAUUGCAUGCUGGAACGAUUGAUGGGUUGAUAUACUAUAUGUAG
Messenger RNA from Exophiala spinifera, 825 nucleotides. RefSeq lists its product as uncharacterized. Gene Ontology annotation, cellular component: intracellular anatomical structure. Gene Ontology annotation, molecular function: oxidoreductase activity, acting on NAD(P)H, oxygen as acceptor. The record is from RefSeq and is a predicted model, not a curated record. The transcript has 2 exons. NCBI's taxonomy places the organism in Eukaryota, Fungi, Ascomycota, Eurotiomycetes, Chaetothyriales, Herpotrichiellaceae. The coding region runs from base 1 to 825 and encodes 274 amino acids.